UGGCCGAUGAGGGCAGGUAUGCACGAUUAACGGAUCCGUUCAUAAACAUGGCGACUACCAGGAGUGCUGCAAAACGUGCGGCUGAAGAAACGAAACAGGAACGAAGGGGCGAUAUUCAACAGGACGAAGAAGAGGAGAAUGUCAAGGAAAGCGAACAACCAUUGCAGCAACCUGAAGAUGAAAGCAAGCCCAAGCUUUUACCGGUCAUGCCAAGGAGUUUCAUGAGGGAGUUACUUUCGGAAUCCAUACUUGGGUUCAUAUUCUGGUCUGUCUUCCACGGCCUGGCUCCGAUGGUCUGGUUCUACCCUAUGAACGAGCUUCAGGUUACUGGUUACGAAGCUUUAGGCCUGAUCUGGAUGAUGCCGGUAGUCUGCGGCAUCGGAGCCAUCCGGGAUGCCGUACAGACACGCUGGGGGUUGUUCAUCCUGCGGGUUGUUAUGGUCACCAGCGUUGGGUCGUUCCAGGCUUCGACGACGCUGCAGAGGCUAGUGGUGCUGUCAGUUGGGAACGGGGCUGCAACAUUGUUAUUGUGCGGAAUGCUGUGGAACAAAUCUCUACACCAAAGAUCUGCAUCCUUCUGGGGCCUUAUGAUAGGAUUUUUUGUGCUACUAGCGGCAAGGAUAUGCUAUGUUUCCCUCAACCCAACGUGGACUGAUGAAAAGAGCAAUUCAUUCGUUAUAGCCCUGGGAGUCGUUGCUACAAUUGAUCGGUUCCUAUCAGCGGAGUACCCAGAGCCCCAGGCAGAGCCAGUCCCUGCAAUGGCCGCUUCGUGGAGGCGGACAGCCAUGGGCUUCGGCAGUCUUCUCUUCCUGACCCACUGGCUGUUUGGUGAGGUGUCGGUGGUGUGCCGAUGGACAGUGAAGGGGUUCCCUUUCCCUGGGCCUUCCCCGUUUCCUGGAGGCGCUGCCAUCUUUGUGGAGCUCCUUACCGGUUUCCUGAUGUCCUCCAAGAAGGGCCUACCAAACAACUUCCUCUGGUCCUGGUUUGUCGGCCUGCACUGCUUCGUUGGCCUGUACUACCUGAAUGCCUACUUGGGAUUCUUCUGCGGCCUGAUGCUGGCCAUGUACACCAUGUCCAUCUGGCCAGAGAUGGUGGAUCGAGUGACCAGCUGCCCUCCGGCCAGGACGCUGACCGCCGCCAUGGCCGUUUACCUCUUCUCAAUGCUGUUCUCUGUCUGGACGACGGCGUACAAUUUUGUGCCGGGCGGGGUGUAUUCAAGAGAGCAGUCCCUGCUGCUGGGGGCCUUCCUCAUGUUCAACAUCUUGCGAGCGUUGCUGUCAGGUGAGUCUAGAGACCACCAGGACCCACUCAGCAAGCACAUCGCCUUCCCCAACCUGGACGGAACAGGCACCUAUCAGAUAUUUGCCGAUGCCAAAAUGUAUCUGGUCCUCAUCCUCGUCAUCGGUAGUGGCGGCUUCUUCACCCGUUUCCACCCUGAGAGGUACCACCACCCACCCAAGGCCAACCCCAGAGAGUUCACCGGCAUGGUGUGGACCGCUCACUUCAUGUAUGACAACAGAGGCUGGCCGAGCUUUGAGAGGGCUGCCAAGAUGAUGGAAGACUCGGGUGCUGACGUGAUAGCCUUAAUCGAAGCGGAUGCCUCCAAGCCUUACCUUGGACUCAACGACAUCAGCAUGUGGUUGGGGGAGAGACUGGGCAUGUAUGAUGACUUUGGACCCACCACAAAAUCCCACACCUGGGGGAGUCUCUUCCUGUCCAAGUAUCCCAUUGUCUACUCAGACCACCUACUCCUCCCCUCCCCCGAGGGGGAGUUGGCCCCAGGGUUGCACAUGACCGUCAACAUCUCGGGCAAUCUGGUGGACUUUGUCACCUCUCAUAUGGGCAAUAGCGGGGAUGAUUUGGACAGAAGGAUGCAGGCUGAAGUUCUCUCUAACAUUACCAGGAGAAGCAAGAAUCCCACUGUCUUUAUGGGCUACGUCACCUCCGAGCCGGGCAGCCGAGACUAUAAAAAGUUCACCACGUUUGGAAAACUCAGGGACAUUGAUCCAACAGAUCAAAACAGGUUUUGUGAGUACAUCUUCUAUAAAGGAUUAAUUAGGAAAGCCUACGGUCGUAUUUCACAAGGGGGUCUGAGCGACACGGAAAUCCAAAUGGCCAGGUUUCUGAUCCCUGAUACCAAAACCUACAGAGAUAACGACGCCAUGACAACAAACCCUGGUGACGUGGAUGAAUCUGAUUGGCUGCCAAAAGCAUUUGGUUCCCAUUACGUCGGAGACUGGUACCCAGAGACCCAUCACUACCACAUGGACACACCAAAGUACUUCUAUAACAGCAAGGACCAAGAGCAGGCCGCAAAACCGGGGGAAAACGUGAAACCUGAUGAGAAGACGGACAAAGAGCCAAAGAGAGGAGAUGAACUCAAAGAAAAACAGUAAAAUGGAUGACGAGGAUUUUUACAAGAAGCCUGGUAUUCAUGAAAUUUGAUGAAAAAUCACCGGAAAAAAAUUAACAAAAAAUAUGUUUGAAACCUCUGAGGUUAUUGAAAGUUUUUGGUUGGGGCAUAAAAGUCCAGGUUUUUCCACUGGGUUUGAAAUAAUUUUUACUGCCCUCAAUAUUCUUCCGGGAGGUCACUAAGAUAUAUAUAUUUAUGGUCGUCCAGACUUUGCGAUGAAAUCAUGAAGAUUCUUCCAUGUGAUCAUUGAAGACUUUUGUUGUGAAGUUUAUUGUAUAUGUGAGGUUUGUGAAACCUCAGUUGUUAACCUCACAGGGGUUGAAAAUGGUGUAAAUUGACGAAAAAUUCAACUCUGAAGAAUUAAAUAAUUAUAUUUUGCCAGCUUUUCGUUUGUUGUAUAAAAUGGAGAGUAAAAAGAUGGUUUGAAAUGAGAAAAAGGAGUUUUUCUAUGCAGAAUAAUGAUGGUACUCAAUCACAAGAAUGAGUAUUAUUUUUGUAACGAUCCAUGAAAACUAAAAAUCAUGUUUAUUAAACAAAUGUACCUGGAGUUGGGGAAAAAGUUAAUGGUUUGACACGAGGUGACUGUAGAGCCUAUGCCGUUUACAAAAGCAUUGCUGAGAGAAAAAUUUAUAAUUUUAGGAGGUUUUCUAAAUGAGUUUAUGUCCAAAAAUCAAAUUUUGCACAUUGAAUGCAUGCACAAGUGAUGUGAUAAGGAACAGCCAACCUGAU
Patiria miniata (bat star) is the source of this 3142-nucleotide messenger RNA. It is a transcript of the gene cwh43, whose product is annotated as PGAP2-interacting protein-like. Gene Ontology annotation, cellular component: endoplasmic reticulum. The record is from RefSeq and is a predicted model, not a curated record. The transcript has 14 exons. The coding region runs from base 48 to 2396 and encodes 782 amino acids. NCBI's taxonomy places the organism in Eukaryota, Metazoa, Echinodermata, Asteroidea, Valvatida, Asterinidae. Gene Ontology annotation, biological process: GPI anchor biosynthetic process.